AUGGACUCGAUCAGGUGCAGCAUAGCUUUGAAUAUAUGCAACGAGCGACCAUUGGCAGCUUAUCAAGCUGCGCAGUUCUUCAAAGCCAAUGGAGGGAUGGACGGCACUAUUCUAUACCGCAGGAGCAAGGAACUAGUGCAUCUAUUCUUUCGAGGUUUAUCUUCUUCAAUACUCAUGGAUAUUGAGUGUGGGAAGUACGCCAAUGCUCUCUUGAAAUCGGAGCUGGAAUCCUGCUGUCGGCAGGGUGGUAUAGCUGGUGAGAUAGAACCUUGGUCCAGCAGGCUGGCUUGGGUAUUUAUUGUUCGAUGUAGCAUAUAG
Molecule: messenger RNA, 318 nt
Organism: Aspergillus luchuensis
Lineage: Eukaryota; Fungi; Ascomycota; Eurotiomycetes; Eurotiales; Aspergillaceae
Exons: 1
Coding region: 1-318 (105 amino acids)
Source: RefSeq, a predicted model, not a curated record